GGGUCGGGUGCUGUGCCUCUUCGACGUGGACGGGACCCUGACGCCGGCCCGGCAGAAAAUCGAGCCGGAGGUGGACGCGUUCCUGCGGGAGCUGCGGGAGAGGGUGCACAUCGGCGUGGUGGGAGGCUCCGACUACGCCAAGAUAGCCGAGCAGCUGGGGGACGGGGACGAAGUCAUCGAUAAGUUUGACUACGUCUUCGCAGAGAACGGCACAGUGCAAUACAAGAAUGGGCAGCUGGUCUCCAAGCAGGCCAUUCAGGACCACUUGGGGGAAGAGCUGCUGCAGGAUCUAAUCAACUUCUGUCUCAACUACAUGGCGCUGCUGAAGCUGCCCAAGAAACGAGGAACCUUCAUUGAGUUUCGCAACGGGAUGCUGAACAUCUCCCCCAUCGGACGGAGCUGCACACCAGAGGAGCGAAUCGAGUUCUCCGAGCUGGACAAGAAAGAGCGGAUCCGGGAGAAGUUUGUGGCAGCCUUGCAGAGGGAGUUUGCUGGCAAAGGCCUGCGUUUCUCUCGAGGUGGCAUGAUCAGCUUUGACGUCUUCCCAGAGGGCUGGGACAAGCGCUACUGCCUCAACGUGCUAGACGACGAGAGAUUUGACACCAUCCACUUCUUUGGGAAUGAGACGACCCCUGGAGGGAAUGAUUAUGAAAUCUAUGACGAUCCCCGCACAGUGGGACACAGCGUCCAGUCCCCCCAGGACACAGUCCAGCGAUGCCGCGAAAUCUUCUUUCCAGAGAGAGCAAACGAGUGCUGACUGCCGGGUCCCCGCAGCCCUGCCCCGGCCCCACCCUCUCCCCCUGCCAGGAAAAGCACCUUCAUUUGAGGAAUCUGCUCAGGGUAGACCGAAAAAAACUACUUUCCAGAGCUGGUCAGGAUGUAACACGUGAGUGCGGGUGUGUGUGCAGGAGGGGGCCUUCGCUGAGCAGCCCUUCAGCACUCGCCUUUGAUGGCUGGGGCUCGUGGGACCAGACCCUCCUCACCUCCGGCAAAACUCCUCUCUUGACAGUUUGGGCCGUGGUGGGCGGCGAUGCCGGUGCUUUCAUGGUCGGAAAGCAUUUGAAAGAGCCAGUCACGAGAGCGUGUGUGUGUCCAUCCCAUGCUCCCUCCCCUCUUCUCUGCUUUUUCGCUCUGUUUCUCUUAACACUUCUGCAUGAGGGAACACGCGUCUCACCUUUCUCUCGCCCUUGCGCCUUGGCUGGGGAGGAUGGGGCUGCUGAGGCCCCAGGCACUCUCACCAGAGCUGCUCUGAAGUGAGAGGCCAGGAAGGCUGUUUGCUCCAAACCCGUGGUAGGAAGGGGUAGCUGCGACCCCUGCUCGUUGCAGCAUUGUGCAUCCUAAUGGAGAGGAUCACCAUGUCCUUCACCUCGGUGCCACACCGUGCCGGUCCCUACAGGUGACCUGGAAAUGACAGUUUUAAAAUGACUCUGCUCCUGCUCUGAGCUUUGCUCAGGUGCAUGAAGAAACUAAUUCUCUCUUUAGCUUACAAAACAAAAAAAGGCUGCUGUGGGUUUAUUUUCCAUGUUCUGCAGAAGUUGUCUAGUCAGACCUUGCCUGGCAUAGCUGGAGGACACCGGGUGCCCUGCGUGUGCAAAGCACCCUGCGGAGCUGUUGGGGGCAGAAGGCUUCCCAACAGUCUUCCCACCCGCGUGUCCAUUAGGCAUCACAGAUGUGUCAGUGCAAAACCUUACCCCGGGGCAUUCAUAACAGACCGAGACUCCUUCCUUCCCAGUGCUCAGCUUUCCAUCAUGCUACCAGAGACUUUUCAGAGAGGGCCAACACAGGCCAGACCUGGUUUCUAGUACCAACAAAGGUACACACUCAACAGUGCCCUCCAAGCUUGCUUUUCCACCCCAUCUUGUCCCACAUGCUUGGUUUACGUGGUCACCUUUAGGGACGCAAGUUCUCCAGUGCAGCUGUCACGUGUCCUCCUGUUCCUCUCUUCUCCUGGGUCUUCGUGGGUUGCAAAACCACAUCUCUCCUUUGGUCCUUGACCUCCUCCCUCACGUUGCCCAUUUAUUCCUGGCUGUUAUGCCGGGGUGUGUGACCGCACCAGUGAUGUUAGUCACAACUCGGUGCUCAAGAGGAGCUCAGGGAUCACCUCCAGGGAGAUGUCCUGCUUAUAGCUCCACAGGACACACGUGUCUAGUGUUUGUGGACCUGGAGGGUGCUGGUUGUUCCUGCAAAAGCUCCCCACAUUGCUCCCUCGGAGCCUUUCUCAGCACAUCCCUGCUGGUAUGGCACUGCCCCAUCUCUUGGUCUUGUUUUCUCCCCUCUUUUUCUCCUACUCCUGCUUUCCUCGCUGUUGCUGUUCAUCAUCUAGCAGCUGGACUGCAGAGAGAAGUUUCUCAGCUGGCUACUGCCACUUAACCAAGGGGCCAAGUUCCUCAGGCGAGAUACGUUGGUGCUUUUAGACCCACAUUGCUCCCACAUUGCCACGGGCAGAAUCUGAGUGGACCUUGGCACUGCUGCCUGGCCGCAGGCGCAGGAGCAGGGGUGCUGCGUGACCAGUGCUGGCGGGGUGCUCUCUCCUCCACCUGACUGCACCUCUUAAGUCUACAACACAUCAGGUCCGUAAUGCAUCACAUUUGCAUGAGCGCAGCGGUCUGCCCAGCAUCUGGAAAUCCCCAACAAAUGCACAAAUUCCUCUUUCUACCCAGAGAAAAUGUCUGCGUGGGAGAAGAGGACCUGUUGGGGAAGCCUGGAUGCAGGGUGCCCUUUUCACAGGCCACUGGUUUUGGCCCUCCACUGCAACCUUCAUUGAGGAAUCGUGUGUUUUGUGGAUCCUCCUUCUCUGUUUCACUGUGGAUCAGGUUAUGUGUGGGUUUUGGGGAUUUAUUUUUCCUGUAAGUCUAUUCAAAGUCAGCAGGAUCUCUAGAGAGCUUGGUGGUGGGUGAAGAGCAGGGCCUGGCCCCGAAGGCAUGAGGCACUGUGGUGGCCUUGGGGGCUGAGAUGCCUUGCAUAUUUGAAGGGAAGGGCAGGCUCUGUCCAAGGCUACUACUCCUGAUGGCAGGCAGCACGUCCCUUGCUCAGGGUGGGGGAGUUGCAGGGCAGAGGCAGGGAUGACCUCCGAGGCACCAGCCAUCGCUGUCUCUCCUCAGGAGCUCAUGUGUGCAUGGGUGAGAUCAAGUUCAGGAACGUUCCCCAUUCCUGUCUCUGUCUUACACCAAGCUUGGGCUAGUUGAGGGCACCUCCCGCCAGGAGACCCUGUCCUGCUGGAAGGAUGAUAGGGAGGAUGGCAUCAGAAGUAGCUGGGGCAGCCCCAGCGUCUCAGAGUCACAGAACAGCUGAGGUUGA
Messenger RNA from Aptenodytes forsteri (emperor penguin), 3297 nucleotides. It is a transcript of the gene PMM1, whose product is annotated as phosphomannomutase 1. The transcript has 8 exons. Gene Ontology annotation, biological process: protein N-linked glycosylation; mannose metabolic process; GDP-mannose biosynthetic process. The record is from RefSeq and is a predicted model, not a curated record. NCBI's taxonomy places the organism in Eukaryota, Metazoa, Chordata, Aves, Sphenisciformes, Spheniscidae. Gene Ontology annotation, cellular component: cytosol. Bases 314 to 757 code for a protein of 147 amino acids. Gene Ontology annotation, molecular function: phosphomannomutase activity.